AUUCCGAAACACUGAAGCCCUGUGCUAUCAAAAAGAGAUCUGAAAAUAGAUCAGUCCCGACUUCCAGUUUUUUUUCUGUAUAUUUUUGCCUGAAGAUAAAUGAUUAUUUCCAAUUCCUGUUUGUCCAAUUCCGAAGCAAAAAUAAAAUCCACCCCCCUUGGAGGACUCUACCGAGUCCUCUCUUCACUCGCCUCCCAACCGGAAGUGGCCUAUGUAACUCUGACUCUUUUGUCGCCGGAUAUAGAAGGAGGAACUUCCGCCUCGUUCCUUUUUACUUUCUUUCGUUCUCUCUCCCCGGCUCGCCGGCCGUUGAUUGCAGCAACAAGGAAUCAAGAUGGCGACGGCGGGCGGAGAUUGCGACGUGAUUAUGGCGCCCGCGGCACCCCCAGCGGUAGCUUCACAUUCCGCGAUGCCGCUGAUGUUGAGCGAGGAGGACGAGGGGACGCGCAGAGAAGCAGAGUCCUUCAAGGAGCAGGGAAAUGCAUUUUAUGCCAAAAAGGACUACAACGAAGCAUACAAUUACUAUACAAAAGCAAUAGAUACAUGCCCCAGCAAUGCCAGUUAUUAUGGAAACCGUGCUGCCACUCUCAUGAUGUUAGGCAAAUUUCGGGAGGCCCUGGGGGAUGCUCAGCAAUCAGUCAGAAUGGAUGAUAGCUUUCUGAGGGGACAUUUAAGGGAAGGAAAAUGCCAUCUAUCUCUGGGGAAUGCCAUGGCUGCCAGUCGCUGCUUCCAACGAGUUAAAGAAUUGGAUGAUAAAAAUGCACAGGCAGAGCAAGAGCUGAAGUGUGCCAAAGCUGUUCUAGAUUAUGAGAAAAUUGCUGAAGUUGACUUUGAAAAACGGGACUUCCGAAAGGUUGUCUUUUGUAUGGAUCGUGCUCUAGAAUUUGCCCCUGCCUGUCACCGGUUCAAAAUCCUCAAAGCAGAAUGUUUAGCUUUGCUAGGUCGCUAUUCUGAAGCCCAGUCUGUUAUAAGUGACAUCUUGCGAAUAGAUGCAACAAAUGCUGAUGCUCUCUAUGUCCGAGGACUUUGCCUUUACUAUGAGGACUGCAUCGAGAAGGCUGUGCAGUUCUUCGUCCAGGCACUAAAAAUGGCUCCUGACCACGAUAAAGCCUGCCUUGCCUGCCGUAAUGCCAAAGCUCUGAAAGCAAAGAAAGAUGAAGGUAACAAGGCUUUCAAGGAAGGGAAUUAUAAGCUGGCCUUCACACUUUAUACAGAGGCUCUAGCAAUAGAUCCAAACAACAGGAAAACCAAUGCCAAACUCUACUGCAAUCGUGGAACUGUUAAUUCCAAACUUGGAAAGCUAUGCGAAGCAAUAGGAGACUGUACAAGUGCUAUCAAGCUGGACGACACAUACAUCAAGGCCUAUCUAAGAAGAGCACAGUGCUACAUGGACACAGAGCAGUAUGAAGAUGCUGUGAGAGAUUAUGAAAAGGUUUACCAGACAGAGAAAACUAAAGAACACAAACAGCUACUCAAGAAUGCACAGAUGGAAUUGAAAAAGAGUAAGAGGAAAGAUUACUACAAGAUCCUGGGUGUGGAUAAGAAUGCAUCUGAAGAUGAAAUUAAAAAAGCAUACCGGAAACGGGCCCUAAUGCAUCACCCAGAUCGGCAUAGUGGAGCAAGUGCUGAAAUCCAAAAAGAGGAAGAAAAGAAAUUUAAAGAAGUUGGUGAAGCCUUUACCAUUCUCUCUGAUCCAAAGAAAAAGGCCCGCUAUGACAGUGGCCAGGAUCUAGAGGAAGAUGGCAUGAAUAUGGGAGAUUUUGAUGCUAAUAAUAUCUUCAAAGCUUUCUUUGGAACACCUGGAAGUUUUAGUUUUGAAGCUUCUGGACCUGGGAAUUUCUUUUUCCAGUUUGGCUAAACUGAGGAACAGAUCCAUUUUAUCCACUGAAAUCCACAGUUUCCCUGACCUGCUUCAUUUAAUUUCAAGUUUCAUCUUCCCUUCAUUGCAUCUCAGCAUUUCUUAGGGCUGUGGCAUUUUUUCUGUUGGAAACAUCAAUUUUUUGUGUGUGUGCUUUAGAGUGUGAUGAGAAAACCAGCAUUUGAAGAGAAGGGAACUAUUAAGAAGUACACAUUUUUGUUUAUUUUGUUCUUAAUUUUAUAUAAAAGAGAGUAAGAGAGAAACAUCUGUAGAUUUCUGCAUUAAGUAAUUUAAGAUUCCUAAGCUGCUGGGACUUCAUUCAGGGAAUCCUUACAUUUUGAAAACUGGAUAUGCCAUGGCCUUUAUUGGGUUCACAAUGUGGGGAAAGUGAAAUGAGUUUUUCUUUUUUUACUUUGGUCUUAUUGUACUGACUGUAGCCAUAUUGAAACCUUAUUUCCAGAAACAUUUCAGACACUUGAGAAAUACAAAGAAGUUUUACUGCAUUAUUCCCUGAGUCAUUUUUGGAAUAAGAGUUGCCUCUUCUCAGCACUUUCUCUUAAUAUUCCCAGAGUCUCUUUCUUUGAGGAACACUUUAUGUUUCCAAUUGCUUGAGUGCUUCAGGAAAAUGGUAAGGGCUGAUUUCUUGCAUGGACAUCCCAUUUUGAUGGUGGCUUCCAGAUCAACAUGUACACUUGAUUUCAUUGAAAAGCGCAUAAAGUCUGAAGUGAUUGUCAAGUGUUAUGAAGGGUGUGUGUGUGUGUGCGUCUGUGUGUUGUUAGAUCUGCAGUGCAUAUUUCACAUUUCCACAUCAACAUGUGAUGUCAUGGUUCUUACUUGCAUGUUCAAGUCCACUGUACGUGUUGGAAUCUCUUAAAAUUAAUUGGAAUUUCAGAAACCAUUUUUGAUGUUGAGAAGAUUUUUCAGAAUUCACCAACAAUGUAUUGAAAGUUUAAAAGAAGAAAUUCAGCAUUAUUUGAGGGGAGGGAACUCUUAUUAGUAGCUAACCACACUGAAGUUCCUGAUAUCUUUUUACGUUUUGCUCAAUAUUUGUACCAUAUUGACAAAUAUUAAUCCAUAAUAUCAUUUCAGCUGUGGACAAUUAGCUCAUUCCUUUUUCCACAAUAGUAAAAAUCAUAAGUAGACUAUCAUUUCUAACAAUAUUGAGGUUGAACCACUUUAUAUUAGGUGCAGUUUUCACCACUAACUGAAACUCCUCCUUAGUUUUCCUCAAUUCAGACCAUAUUGGGAGAUGAGGGAAUCUGAAAUCUCAGUGUAUCUAGCGAAUAUCAAAUUGGGAAAGGUUAGCCUGGAAGAUCAAUACUGUGAUUAAUUCAAUAUAAGAAAUGAUUGAUGUUUGUGUUACAACCAUUAUAGCAGCUUUUCUAUUUUAUGAGGCUAGGGAAAAGGUAAUCAUUUCAAAAAUGUAAUCAUUUUUAAACUAUUCUUAUUCUUGGACUUCUGCUCAAUGAAAUGUUAUAGAUUGGUCCAAUAUGAAACAUUAUUUCAAGAGAGGCUUAGAUUAUGUCCUGGGAAUAAUCCUUUAUUUUUCAAACUUUUCAGUUAAUGGGUUCUGACAAACUUUAGAAAUAGCAGUAAAUUAGAUUUUGUCUGCAUCAUUUCCUUUAAUAGUUCCAUAACAAGAUAUCAAAGAAAUGCAGUCUAUUGAGAAAUGGCCAGGAAUUAAAUGAGAAGCUAAAGAGGGAAGAGAAUAAACUCAGGAUCUUGACCUCAGUCAAGAUUGCAUGCCUAUUCCUGGCCAGCAAAUGGUAAAUACUGAAUUGUUCAGGAUUUCAUUGGGUACUCAAUUUCUAUUGGUAGAAUUUAUUGUAUUUGGUUAAAGGCGUAUAUUUAAAUGAGUUAUUUGGUGGAAUUGUGUCCAUUCUCAAUUAAGAGUUAUGACAAACAGGAUAAUCAGAAACUGGCACAAAAAGCUAUGCAAUCAACGAUCUCCCUCUUCAUCACUUUAUAUGGAAAGAAAUUAAAACAACAGCAUAUCAUCUUCAGACGGAGGUGUCAAGAAUCAAUCCUGGCAUCCUGUGAAUUUUCUAUUUUUUAAGAUGUUCUGGCUCUGCAAUAAUUGUACUUUAAAACUUCACACAGAAAUAUAAGAAUAUUAAAAGUUUCAAUGGAUGGCAGCCAGAUUUUCUGAUCAUCUCUACACAGCUGGCAGUAGUAAUAAGAUUUUUUUUGUGGAGCGGUGGUGGUGGGGGGUCAGAUCCAAAGGUCAAUGAGAAAUGGUUCCUGAAUCUUAAAACUGAUUGCAACCUAAAAAGUGAUGAAUGCUGUAUUACUUUGCCUUUCUAAUUUGCUUUUUAUUAUCUACAAUUCUCAUUGCAGUCUUUAAGGAUGUUCUGAUACAACAAUGUUUGCAUUAUAUAUUAGGCCAUCUAUAACCUGAUUUAGAAAUUCUCCACCCUAGUAAUAAUCAUUUUAUAAUUUGAAUUUGGUUCUUAGCUCUCAAAUUUUGUUUUCGUUUUUUAAUUAGCCAAGCUAUAUUUAAGAGGUACCAAAAACUAUGUGUGACUGAUAAAGGAUUAAUUAUCUAUCUGGCUGAGGCUUGGAGUAUACCUAUAAAGAUAUACAUUGUCAGAAUGUUGUAGUGAUCAUAAUAAGGUGAAAUGAUACAUUGCCUUUUUGAUAUUACCCUUAUAGAAACUUCCUGAGAAUAAAGAACAGAUAUAGAGAGGAUCUCGAACAUUCUUUUUACUGCUAGUUAGGUUGCCACAGGAGGAAGGCAUAUAUUGCUGGUAAUGUUAAGUAAUAUCACUUAACCAUUUAAAAGUACCACUUUUCCCCAUAAUAUGUGUACACAAAAUCUAUAAGCAGGGAAUUAAGAGCCAAAACUUUCUCAUGUAGCAAUGCAUGAGACAAUUUCUUUGGUGAUGUAGAUCUAAAAGCAGCAUAUUUUAGGGAAAGUUGCCAUUUUUGCCUAUUUUCCUGUACACUUGAACAGGUGUUCUUGCAUGCAUUGUAGUCUCUUUGCUGUACAAAUACAUUUACAAGGAAUUCCUGAGCAGAAGACAGGUAGGCUAAUGUUCAAGCCACCUGAAGAAAGGCUUGUUUGGAUAGGAAUAGAUAGCAUACCAUUCUAGACUUCUUAAAAAUACAUCUGUUGCAUGUUCUGUUUUUAAAAUAGCAUCCUGUCCCCUUUACUCUCUCCUGUGGAUAAUUUCAGACACAUGGAUAGCCAUACCGCCCCACUUCAACUUUUCACUUAUCAAAGGUGAAGAUUAUUUAAACAAAAAGUGGCGACUGUUCAUUAAGCAGGAUUCCUAAUGUGUUUAUAUGCAGAAUUUUGAACCAGACUGAAGCAAACCCAUAUGCAAUUGAUAUUAAUUUUAUUAUAAAAUGUAUAUGAUGUACAAAAAAUAAACACUCCGGAUCUCAUUGGUGACUUAUGCUUCUUUAAACUGAGUAGACACUGCUGAGACUGUGAGUGUGGUGACAUGAUGCUGGAUUGAAUAAUUGGGGGUUGGGGGAAUCCCAAAAAUCUGUGGUGGUUAAUGUUAAAAUUGUAGUAGCUUUUUUUGUUUAGUUGUUUGUUUGUUUUUUACAGUAAGAGAAGUAGACAGGAAGACUACCAGUGCUAAAAUUGAGAAGAGAUCCAGAGGUUUUGAUUAUGUAUUAGCACUGUUCAAUUUCUUUUUUAAAAAGUGCUUCACAACACAGGUCUGUAUUUGAAUUACUUCUCUUGGAAUCCUUAAAGGAGCCAUGCCUUCUUGCCUCAUAUAGCUGCUGUAGAAGUGCUCUGGCUCUCUUCCUGUGGAUGGCUGCUUCACUACGGGGUCAUCCGGAGACUCAAGGAGCACUUCCAAAGCAGCAUCCAUGAGAAUCUUUCAUAAGAAGAAAUGACUCGUAAACUACAGUUAACAUCUGUACCCAAUUUAAUUCCUUUCCCUAUAGACCUAUGAAAAGUCCAAUCUCUUCUCUGCAAAUAAUCUGAAACUUCAGGUAGCAAAGGCUUGAGUAAAGAGUUCCAUAUCAAUCAGCCUAAUGUAAAUAUCAACACAAACAUUUUCUGCAUGUUAAUACAUUUAUUUCAGUGUAUUUUACAGUCACUAUGAAUCUUAACUACUUUGUAAAGCAAAACAAGAAUUAUUGUUUCAAGUUACAUCAAUCAGAACCAUUGAAAUGUGCUACUUCUAGUUUUUUUUUAAAAAAAAAAGCUUUGACCAUAUUUGAGUUGUAUUAACAGUAAUUUGAUGUUUAAACAACAAAUAUUUAAGAACUGACACAAAUAUUUUGCAAAUGCAAGUUACAUUGUUUCCUGAGCAAUAGCACAACCAGUUUUUUCUUGUAUAGCUAAGCAUUCAAGAAAAGUAAAUGACCCACCUAUCUUCCUUUAUAUAUUGGAUGUCUAUAAUUCUAAGUUUCAAGUGAUGUAUGUUUUGUAACUUAUUUCAUAGCUUUCAUUAUAUAAUUGGUUAACAAGCUCCCAUUUUAAACUAACUCCCAUCUAGAGCAUAUUGAAUGUGAGCAUAGCAAAAACACAACCAGCAAUUACAUAGACAACUAUUAUUGUCAUUGUAUUCACAUUGAUGGUUAAAAAAGAGUCUGCCCUAAUCCAAUGUCCUUGUCAUAUGUUUGAUUUUCUAUAAUCCAAAAUUAACCUGUCUUAAAGUCA
Messenger RNA from Notechis scutatus (mainland tiger snake), 6482 nucleotides. It is a transcript of the gene DNAJC7, whose product is annotated as DnaJ heat shock protein family (Hsp40) member C7. The record is from RefSeq and is a predicted model, not a curated record. Gene Ontology annotation, molecular function: protein binding. Lineage: Eukaryota; Metazoa; Chordata; Lepidosauria; Squamata; Elapidae.